Molecule: messenger RNA, 1122 nt
Organism: Drosophila takahashii
Lineage: Eukaryota; Metazoa; Arthropoda; Insecta; Diptera; Drosophilidae
Source: RefSeq, a predicted model, not a curated record
AUCAACGCAAAUUGAAACGAAAACCACGCAAAAUGAGCUUCCUUGCCAAUAAUGGUGACUCGGACUCGGAGGACAAUGACUCCUUCCACUCCUUCUACCAGAGCGAGACGUCCUUGGACAACCUGAGUCUCUCGCUCUCGGAGAGCGACGCCGACAGCGCCGCGGACUUUGAGUCGGGAUCGGAGCACGAGACUUCGUUGGAGAAUGUGGAGAAUACGAUCGAGGAACCCGAGCAGCGGAACCAGGCCGCAGGGGAGACUUCCAAGCCCGCCUUUUCGGGGGUUAUCCUGAAGCAAAAGUCGCCCGAAUCGGAGAUCCAUUCCAGCGACUCAUCCGCCUGCGAUGGCGUCUCCACCGGCAAGGCCACCCAGAUGACAAGUCGCUUCAAGACCUCCAAGAAGUUCACCAUCUCGCCGCUAAGUCAGCAGCUGCCGGAGCCCGUCUUCUGUUGCCCUCGGGACGUGCCGAAACUCUCCUCCAAUGAGGUUCCCAGCCACGACGCCUUCAACUUGGACCAGCCAGCAUCGGCGCUAAAGGAGCACCUGACCACCAAUCGCCAAGCGGAGGCCAUGCAGAAGUACGCCUUCACCCAGAUAUGGGUUGGCUCGCAGCAAAAGCCAAGCCAACCCAAGGCUUCUCGCUUGCGCGAGUUCUCCGUGGCCCUAGAGGACUAUUUCGACAAGGAUUCCUCUAAUGGGAAGGGUGAUUCGGAGGCUGUCAAGAAGAACUUGGAGCCCGAGCCAUCUAAGACCGUUGUGGCUCCUCCGAAAAGUGUGAAGGAGGAGAAGUAUGUCUCCCCCUUUCCGAGUGUGCCAGAGCAGCCAGCUUCGAAUGUAUCGCCUCUGUUAAAGGGAGUUAAAAGACCUAUUAUUGUGCCGGCUGGCUUUGAUUUGAGCCGAUUGGUGGAGAUCAAGAAUCCCAACCACUGGCACCGCCGUCCCCACAUGCGCACUGGCGAUCGCAUCUACUAGACGUUAAUCAACUAUACUUUGAUCAUCUUGAACAACUACUAUUAUUUCUUUAUCAUGAUCUAUACUCAACUGAUAUUAUUUCAUCACGAUCAUCACCUACGCUGGCCGAUUUAACUUAGUAUAUUAGGUGCUAUCCUUCUGGAAUCGAUCG